Messenger RNA from Pocillopora meandrina, 8045 nucleotides. NCBI's taxonomy places the organism in Eukaryota, Metazoa, Cnidaria, Anthozoa, Scleractinia, Pocilloporidae. The record is from the annotation of a GenBank genome assembly.
AUGGCUGUUACAGAUCAGAAUAUUUUUGUGAUGGUUUUUCUGAGCAUCUUUUCUUUAUUCAUCGUUACAUCAAACUCCUGCGUUUGCCUCUUGGUCAUCUCGAAGAAAGCUCUACGAACCACCACGAAUUGGCUGAUGGUGUCACUUGCAGUGUCGGACAUAUUAAUAGGAGGAGUUUUACUGCCUGUUUACCUCAUCGAGCCAUUUUCGAUUGUAACAGGUUAUUUAGUGAGCGUAAUUUUACUCUCAGGUGUUGCAAACCUAUGUGCUGUCACAUACGAUCGAUAUGUUGCAGUGAUCAAGCCAUUGGAAUACCCGUAUCGAGCUCCUAAGAUACGAAGAAGGGCUCCUUUACUUUCCUGGUUACUUUCAUUGAUUUACUCUUUACUGCCUCUGUUUUGGAACACUGAUGUCAACCUCACAGUGCAUAAGGUUUACAUGAUUUGUUUACAGGUUUUUGGUAUCAUUGUGCCUUACACUUUAAUGACUUUGGCAUACGUGCGAAUGUUUAUGGAGGUUCGAAGGGGUCUGACAAGGAACGAACAUCUGAAAUCCUUCAGAGUGCACAAUCACGAAGGAAGACGAUUAUCUUCGGAUGCUAAGGUGGCAAAAGUGUUUGCCAUAUUUGUUUUAGCUUUCCUUCUCUGUUGGCUGCCAAUCAUCUACAUAACAACUGCAAAAAUUGUUAAUAGGGAUGACGUCAUUCCAGGAGCCCUCUCUGUUUCGUCUUUGUUUACAGUGGCGACAUGUUCACUGUUGAAUCCACUCGUGUACACUUUUCUCAAACCGGAUUUCAAGAAGGCCAUCUGCAACUUCUUUCGGACGCGUUCUCCCACAAACACGGUGUUAAACGGGCGUGGUAUCUCCUCAGAAGGAGGAAUGCGAACUAAAAUGAAUGUCCAACAAAGGAAUUUAGAACAAGGAAAAAUACAUUCAAUGGAAGAUUUAUCCCAGUUUUCACUGGAUUGCAAAUGAGUUUUUAUGUCCGACGUUACUAGAUUCUUGUCGUGCCUAAAAUGUCACUUUUAUAAAACAAUUUUGAAGUUCAGCACUUUUAAGGAAAAAUACAACUUUUUAAUGUAUUUUUCAAAACGGUUAACUUAGAGACUCAAGUUUGUUCAUUUAAAUUCCUUACAUUUCGUUAAAUCGAGGUUGGAUACCCGGAUCAGUUAUCAAUUAGCAUAGAACUUCCUGCAAAAAAAAAAUAUCACAUCUUCUCAUUGAAAUAUUUUUCGAAGCUAAUUAGAGGCGGCGAGGUGUUUGUUAAAAUUAAUUGAGUGGUGCACUUAGAAAAGUUUCCCCAACAAAGGCUGGGGGGCUACAACCCCCUUUCCCUCCCCCCAGGUUCGGUGCAUUUCACUCCAGCAGCUCAAAGAUCACAUGACUAACGUAUCAGGAUGACUGGGCUUGAGUUAUAUUAUGGUUAGGAUUUUAGAAAAUAACAGGAAGGACAAAAAAGUUCAUUUUGCCCUUAAAGCAAUGCGCCUUCUUUAAAUUAUUUUCAGAAUUUAUCGGGGUUUUCCCCCAAUACUGAUUACUACUGACUGAAAAAAGGGAUUUGGUUCUCAGUGAACGAACGAGUUUAAACCUAACGAUAAUAUUACUCAUAGUGGUCUAUUUGAAUCUUGCGAACUUUCUUCUACCUGCUGUGCUAUCGAAAGCGGGAACAUCAAUGUGAUUAAUUAAAGAAACUCUCAAUUAACAAUAAUUUUUUUCUGAAAAUUAUUUCGAUAAGUUCAUCAUUUUUCAAUAAUAAAAGGUGGGGUGAGUAACCCUAUCAAAUAAGAAGAUCACUUGAUCAAAUAUGUGGUCAUUUUGAAUGAUGAAACUCAAGGUGUCUAAUGUAAAUUUCCAUUGACAAUUUAAUUUUUGAAGGCCUCUAGAAAACGAAACUAGUUUAGGUCUUCACAUGAACAGGGCUACAUUCGUUCCCCAACACCUUUCAUGUCACCAAAAGCAGUACCAGGUUUUGAUUCCCGUAUUCAAUUUUUUUUGGAAAAUUUUUUCGAUUGAAAGAGAACAGAUGAACCCUGAUCUCUACUUAUGUUCGUCACGAGUCUCUCGCCGGACCAAGGCAUUAAUAACCAUGAAAGCUGAGCUCAUAAUACUGCUUUGAGCUCUGCAAAAUGUGCCGCGAUGAAUUACUCGCGUGGAGUCUGUUUUUAUCCGUGUGCAGAAAGAUAAUAAUCUGCAAAGCCUCUAGCCUAAAUUAAAACGGCGUUAAUACCUAUGAAAGCUUAGUUGUUCUCUGCAAGGCUUGCCGCGAUGCUGAGUGAACAACUCUCGAAGACCUUAUGUUUAUCCGUAGGCUGAAAAGUAAUACUUUUCGGACCCUUUGGCCGAUAUUAGUUAAGUGCUGAUUCCUAGAAAUGCUUAAAUCCUAAUAAUUCUGUGGUCAUGGCAAGAUUUUCAGCGAAUGAAAAUAAUUACCCUAGUGAAACCCAUAUUUGUAUUCCAAUAAUAAUUCCGGAAAAUUCUGAUCUGCCAUUUGCGUUGAAGCAUUAUUAAUUUGAACGUGUGACAAAAGUCUUAAUAGAAAAGAGUUUGUUUGUAAAGAUAUUUCGGAAGAAUUCGUAAUCCUCGAUUCUGGCGUUGUAUUAGAGUGCGUCAUAACGUGAUUCGUCAAUUACCUUGAAUUUAUACACCGCAACACGAUAUCGCUAACAAAAAUGAAAUGAAAAAUUCAUGAUAGUUACCGGUUGUCCCACAUUGGACCGUGUGAAAGGAAUAAUGCCAAAAUUACAUUUUCAGUUCGACAAGCUGUUGAAAUCUCUCUGAUUGUUGCAGCCCAAGAUCGUAUUAAUGAAAUGUUCCGAAAUUCUGAUCAGUGCUUCUUGUAGCAAAUUAAAGCGAAAAGGCUGCGCAUCAAUGCAUUUUGAGAAAGUCGCAGUCUUUGCAGUCAAGAUUUCCUGAUGAUUUUUUUCUUUGUUUACCCUCGUAAAACGUUCUCGAUAAAAAACGCCGUAGAAAAUCCAUUCCUUAGAAAUUGAAUCAGGAAAAUCAUAGAUAAGUUAACUGGCAACGCGAUGAAAAUUGAAAACUGUCUUCCUCUGUUAAUUUUGUUGUAAAAAGAAUCGUUUUUAAAUUCCUCUCCUGAGAAAAAAGACAAAAAAUAGCAUAUGGUUACGAGCUGUCUCCAAGUGCUAACGUUAGUGCUAAGUGCCGAGAAGGGUAAUAACAGAUUGCCGAGAUAGACAGGGCAAGCGUGCAUACCAAACAAAAAGUGUCCGUUCAUCGUCCUUAUUGGUACAAAGAUAAUUUCACAUGUCAAUUUAAAUUUGAAUUUGAAUGAUAACUUAUUGAGAGCUCAACUUGCUCUUUCAUUAAAUCUGCGUGAAGUCUUCUGGAUAAGAGCUCACCUUAAGAUAUAUGUUUGUAAGAUGUUGUUGGGAUGUAAGACUAACUACCCAGUGACUGAAAGUGAUAUACACACCAAUUUUUAGGUUCGAGACUCUUCGAUUGAGAAACGUAUUUCCAGUUUUGUCACUUGAAGAAAUAUCGGCUUUGAUAGAUUAAUUUUGCUUACAUCAAUAUAAAGCUGUGUCCUUCAGGAUGCUGGUCUGCCGGACGCUAAGUUAAUACUUCAGAAAGAUCAGAGAAUAACGAAGAGCAAGAGUUUCAUACCUUGGGAUGGCUGAAAAUUCCAUCGUAAACGUUAUGAUAACUAUUUUGUCCGUAAUAGUAGUGGCUGCUAACGUAACAGUAUGCCUCUUGGUCGUCGCCAACAAAUCUCUGCAAACUUACACGAAUGGAUUCCUCUUUUCUCUGGCAGUAUCUGAUAUUUUACUCGGUGCUGUACUGUUUCCUGUGUUUCUAACGAUUCCGGAAUCGGCCACCAGCGGAUAUAUUGUCUCUGUGAUUCUGUUGUCAGGAGUUACCAGCCAUUGCUGCAUCACCUUUGACCGACUCAUUGCUAUCCGCCAUCCGUUCUCGUAUUCUUAUCUAAUACAGAAAUACUUUACGAAAGUGCUACUGACUGCCUGGGUCGUGGCAGUUGUAUUUUCGCUAAUACCACUCUGCUGGAAAGCUGAUUCCCGUCUUUUGAUUCACAAAGUUUACAUCUUUGUGGAAAUCGUGAUUUUUAUCUUUGUUCCUUAUAUGUUGAUGUUUGUUGCUUACCGCUUGAUUUUUGCGACGCUCCGCGAGCAUUUCAAGAUCGUUCAGGAGAUGACGGUAUCGACAAGUAGGAGGGAACAAGCGAAGAGGCUCUCAUCAGAAGCAAAGGUUGCCAAAGUUUGCCUUAUUCUGAUCGCUACUUUUGUCCUCUGUUGGCUGCCGAUCAUCUACAUGACAUCAGCAACGGCGCUUGGUAGAGCCGACAUCGUGCCUGUUCUUUUGCCCAAUAUUUCCAUAUUUACACUGGGUCUGUCGUCCUUGAUAAACCCUGCACUGUACACUUUCAAGAAAGAGGACUUCAGAACUGCUGUGAGAAAGAUUUUCAGGCGAAAUAUGAAUGCACAGAUUCAUCCGAUUAGUCUAAAGAAUCAUAUAGAGAUCACACAAAAAGGGAAUACUACGCAUGACACGGCUCUCCAGCUGAGAAACCCUACCACUGGUGUCUAAGUAUCGCAAUUAAUGAAGUAGAUCCCAACUAUUAUUGUUCAUGUACUGCCGCACUGUGAUCAAAAUUGCAUCAGUCCUUUCAUACCUGACUGAGAGAUGGUCAUUUUGCUUUUUAAAAGUACAGAGACUAAAUGGAAGCGGCGAAAACGAUUUUCAAGGGAAAUCUAAAUUGGCAGACUGCAUGUGCCUGCAGUGGUCAAUCGGGCAUUGACAGCAAGUUGAUUUGUGAAGCUCUCAGUGUCUUUGAUAUCCUUGACCCUUUACUACCUAACAUCAGUAGACACAUUCUCCAUACUGUUCUCUAUACCUUUUUUUAACUUGCUCACAAGGAGAACUUGUUUAACGAUCAAGAGCUUCUUUAGUUGGUGAUCAUUUCCUUUUUCUCGUGACCUUAAUGUGUGACCCAGGGGUGAUAUUUUAGAGAGAGAGAUUAGAUUCGAGUCACUCUCAGGGGUUGGAGGUUAAAGCAUCUAACUUAGUGGACCGUAUUGGUUGAACAAUACUAAAGGGAAAAUCACGCCUGUAACGACUUCACAGCAGACAGCACGAACAGGAAUAACUGGUUUCCUUCACAUUGAGGCCGUGCUAGUUCAUCAAACAAAAUUUGAAAAAAUUGAAGACUCCCGCUUGCAAAAUAUAAAGGGAGUAACCGCCGAAGAGUUUGAUCAUCAAAUUGGAAAUAAUAAUCAACUCAUAUGAAUCCAUGAACCAGUGAAUAAAAACAGUAAUUUAUUAAAUUAAUGAACAAUACGAUCAUUCAAUAAAACAAAGACUGAAACAACUUAUCGUUAGUCAAUCGAUCGUUCGACCGCUAGUCUGUGCUAGGCUUGUGGUUCGUUGAAAUGAGCCAAAGAGUGGGCGCGCGCAAAAUGGCGUGGUUCCCUGAAGACCACUCCAUCGUUAAUCGCUCGCCUGCCCCUUCGCUUUUCUUCGACAUACAAAGAGCCUGGAACAGUCUAUUGAAUCACUUUUUCAUACCCUGACAGGAAUCAAUAAUUCGCUCUCAAAGACGAUUACAGUCAAUCGAUCAGGUAAUAGAGAGGCAUAUUUAACCCAUGGCUGGAUGGUAGAGUAAUUUAUCAGCCAGUUAAGAACACCUGAACCAUUCGGCAUACCUCCAAUCAGGUAAAUGUUUUGAAACCACAGGGAGUAGGAGUAAACUUGCGCUACAUAUUUCAAACUUUAGUCUUUGAAUAAUUUAUGUUACCAAAAUGUUAUGACUAAUUUUACGUUUCAUGAUUUUCUCUUAAUUCUUAUAUCUUUCAACGAAUUAUUUCCCAUGUAAACUCCACUGUAAUCUAGAAAAAUCCAUGAACAGAUAUUAUCAUAUUUUAAACUUCAGGAACUGAUCACAUUCGACUGUCUGUUUUUUUGUUUUGUUUUGUUUUCAUUUCACCCCGCUGGCACUAUCACGGCGUGUGAACGAUUCACCUGAAUUGUAAAAAUUCUCUCUCACCCGUAAGUGAAAAUUUUUGCCAUAGACUUCGUUUUAGUUCAGUUGUCAUGUCGACCUGAAUCCGAUAUUUUUUCCUAUACUUUUUUGAUAACGCAGACGAAGACAUGGAAAACAAGAUUCUCCGUUCCACUGCAUUAUAGAUAAACACCAAUAUGUAAUAUGUUUCUAAAGAUUGCGCAAAGAAAGGAAAUUACUUCUAGCACAGUAAUCAUCCAAAAUUAGAAAAUAAUUCGCUCAAAGGUGGCGUCGUACUAGUCUUGUUUAGUCUUGCGCAAUAUUUUUCAUCGCUACACCUCAUCUAAAUGCAAAAAAGGCUCUGGAAAACCCACCUAUCAAACAAACACAUUCAACGUACAUAUCCCCUCGGGGGUGACAAAACUUCUCUUCUCUGGCGGUAGUAUCCAUCUCGUUCUGCUUCAUGAAAACAACUUGAUUCAGGUUGAAGAGAUUCCAGAGUUACUGUAAGGUGAAUUAGGGUGCUUUGGUUUCUUUUUUAUCACAAAAAUGUCAUUAAAUCCUGUUUUAAGAUGAAUUUCUUUUACUACCCACUGCUCGGCGAUCUACAAAAUAUUUCAACACCCCAGGUGCAUCUUUGAUUAAAAAGUAAUCAGCUGAAGGUUAUUCCAGCGUGGCCUGCAUAUCCCCUUGAAAUUAACUUGGACGACCUUUCAAAUUGAGCGAAAGAUUCGCACCUUUUGAUCUUAUCACCGCAAAGUUUCCUUUAGGAUGACCUCCACAUUUUGACAAAAUUUACACUUUGAGAAGAUGAACUACACUUAUCUGAAAGCCAUUAUCACUGAUUCAUAUCUGGAGACGGUAAAGGCCCUAUCUUUCAAGUAGCCCUUGGUGCAGAUAAAAAUGGCCUCGGAGGAACUUAAACUUGCUUUAAAUCGACCAAGGAAAGCUUCUCAUAAGACACAUGGUUAAAUUACUGACAACAGAUUCACAGAGGUAAAAUUCAAUUACAACAGUUCAUCUUUUAUUUUUUAAAGUUUCAUAUUAUUACAAAUUUACUAAGAUAUCGUUCGACAAAAAGUUCACCAAAUUACCGGCUACCGUGAGGAAAUCUAAGCAUGACAUCUCCACAUAAAUGAUUGCAGUUUAGACGAGGAUACAAGUUUUUUAAGGAAAGUAAGAACAUUUAAACCACCCCUUGUAAGAUAAAAUGGCGGUGGCAUAAAACUGGGUAGUUUCAGAUAAUUUGCUGCCUAUAGGAAAAUAAUUUUACUUGUAACUUUCAGUUCGCCACUUAACCAAAACAAAACGAGAAAAAAUUAUAUUAUUCAAAUCCUUUAAGUUUUACCUUUUUCGUGUUUAUUGUUCGGUGAAUUUUUUUUAAUCUCUUCUUCUUACUAACAAAUCAUUCAAACGAUAACCCCCCUCCCCCCCAAAAAAUAUAUUUUUUUUUUAAUAAGGAAGCAAAACUUUUUAAAGAUUGCACCCGACUCAUUGCAGCCAUCAGUGGCCUCUGAUAAAACAUUGAAAAACGUUUAAUCCAUUCAAAUUGAAUAAUUCAUCACGUCAUGAAAAUUGAUUCACGUAUUAUUCAUCCGUUCGCUCUUGACAACCUUUCAUCGUAUUUGCAGAAAUGUGUUAUCGUGCCUCUGAACAAAGGAUAGCGGUAUACUGAUAGGUAUUGCGAAAGCGAAGAAGCUUCUCGUUCGUUUGCACUCGCAAUUGUCACUAAAAAUAUCACGGAACAGCAGAAUGGAAUAUUGAUUCUGAAUGCGACAGACAUUUGCCUUUAGGCAGGAAAUGAACAUAAAGUGUUCCGGAAAAUCAAAUGCGAAGCAAAAGCCUUUUGGCACUGAGCUAAGCAUUUUAAUUGGUGCAUGUGUGUUGAUAUUCCUAUCAUUUCCUCGCCUAUGCAAAUAACAGAAUUAACAUUUGUUUAAUAUUUCAAUAGAUGUUAUUAGGCUUUACUUGCGAUGAGGCAACCAGUAUUCAAUAUCACAAAGGCGGGAAUACACAUUACAGCGAAGUUAAACAGUUCGAUAACAAGAAAUCAUUUCUUCACCAUUGUUGA